AUCAAAACAAAAACAGCUGGAAUGUUUCAUCGGUACUUCCUUCAUAUUUCGUUAUUUUCGGUAUUUUUUCAACGGUUAAGCAAUCGAAAAUGAUUUCAUUUUAUGUUAUCGAUUAUUGGGAUUCAGUUGAAACAUUUUACAUUUGUCGGAAUUGUAUAAAAAAACGAAAAACUGCUAACGCUGAAUCGUUAAUAUCAAAUGAUGUGAGCCGUAUAACUACGAACUCGAUAGAGCUUAACUAUUUCCUGCUGGAUCUGCACUGUUUCGCAAAUUAUCGGCUAAAAAUCGCCAAUGCUGUGUUCAACUAUAACAAAGCACAUCAAAAUUUGGCAAUAAAAAUUCAGCCACCUCUCAGAGAGCCGAUCGAUUACAAAUGGGGAGAACGAGCUAAUCGCAUGCUGUGGGAACGAAUCGAGCUAGAUGAAAUGAUGUCCUGGUUGUCAACACUUGGUGGAGCAUUUUCGGCUCUCGGUGAUUACUAUCUGGCUUGCGCUGACGUCGCCGGAAGGAUAUCGAUACAACAGAUGAAGCUUGCCAUGAGACUGGGGGAACCGUCGCUGAUCACCCGAUGCCGUCUGUUCAUGGCUAUCGCGAUGACUCAAAAGUAUAAUUUUGCUGCCGCCAAAAAAGUUGUCCAGCAAGUGUACCGGACCGAAAAGCGCAGAAGUGAACCGGACCAACGCUUGCUUCGAAUGUGCCUUGGGAUUUGGUCUAAAACGAGUUAUGAGUAUGAUUUGUACCAAAAGCGAUUAAAUCGUCCCAAGAAGUAGAUAGUAGUGCUCUAUCUGUAAUGGUCAACUUUGAUUGGAAUACAAUGUUCGUUUUAGCUAA
Messenger RNA from Malaya genurostris, 831 nucleotides. RefSeq lists its product as uncharacterized. The transcript is spliced from 3 exons. Lineage: Eukaryota; Metazoa; Arthropoda; Insecta; Diptera; Culicidae. The record is from RefSeq and is a predicted model, not a curated record. The coding region runs from base 90 to 770 and encodes 226 amino acids.